Molecule: messenger RNA, 1734 nt
Organism: Cordyceps militaris CM01
Lineage: Eukaryota; Fungi; Ascomycota; Sordariomycetes; Hypocreales; Cordycipitaceae
Product: major facilitator superfamily domain containing protein 5
Exons: 4
Coding region: 1-1734 (577 amino acids)
Biological process (GO): molybdate ion transport
Cellular component (GO): membrane
Molecular function (GO): molybdate ion transmembrane transporter activity
Source: RefSeq, a predicted model, not a curated record
AUGGCUAGCGUAGCGCCCAAAACCCCGUAUAGCGCCGUAUCCCAUGUCGAGAAAGUCGAGCCGUUGCCAGAGCUAACGCCGUUAAGCUUAUGGUUGACUAGUCGGCCAGCUGAAGCAAAACGCCACCUGUACGGCUCAGACCUGAAUCAAUACAGCAAAAAGCCACCAGGGCAACUGUUGUAUUGCUUCGCCUGCUCAGCCGUUGGCUCGGUCCUCUGUCCAGAAGGAGUGUCUCAUGUUGGCCGCGACUUAGACGUCUGCGCAUCCACCGCAGUGAAUCCUCGCCUUUGUUGUCCUCCAACUUCUUUCUCGUCUUACCAACUUUCCAUCAUGGACUUUUACCAAUUAUCGCUCGGCAUCUUGGUCGCCGCCAAUACCGCUCUACUCUGGACACAGCACCGCAGCGCGGCCAAGACCUGGCUCUCCUCCUCCUCCUCACCCUCCUCCUCGGCGCGCCGCUUCCAGCUCACCUUUUUCCUGCCCUACACAAUCGCCGUCGCCGCCGACUGGCUGCAAGGCCCGCACAUCUACGCCAUCUACAAGUACGAAAAGGCCCUCCCCGAAAGAACCGUCGCCGCGCUCUACGCCACGGGCUUCGCUGCCGGCGGUCUCAGCGCCUCCUUCGCCGGCUCCCUCGCCGACCGCUUCGGCCGCAAGCGCGCCUGCCUACUCUAUUGCGCCUUGUACGCCCUCACCUGCCUGUCCAUGUUGAGCGAGGAUCUGCGCUUGCUAUUUGCCGGCCGCGUUGCCGGCGGCGUGAGCACCACCCUGUUAUUUAGCGUCUUCGAGGCCUGGAUGAUCUCCGACUACCACCGCCGUGGGCUUGGGGGGCCGACGCCACCGGCGCUGGAUGAUGAGGAGGAAGAGCAUGUGUAUGAAGAAAAGGGUACGGCGAGAGCACGCGAUGUGAGACGGCAAGGUGACGAGGAUGACGGUGCGGCUGGGCCCAUAUCGCUGGAUGCAGUCUUUAGCACCAUGACGACCCUGAGCUGCAUCGUGGCCAUCGUAUCAGGCAUUAUUGGAGAUGUCCUCGUCUCGAUUUCGGGGACGAGGACGUGGCCGUUCAUGGCAGCAAUGGUCUGCAGCAUCGUCGCCGCUGCCAUCAUCUCAUCCACCUGGCGCGAAAAUUACGGCCGCGAGCCCAACAGCGACCGCGAGGCAAACCAAGUACAUACCGACAGCCGUUUCGCGUUCCUCGGCGACCCCAAGAUCCUCGCCCUCGGCCUCACCACCUGCAUCUUCGAGGGCACCAUGUAUCUCUUCAUCUUCUUCUGGACCGCCGCCCUCCAGUCGGCCCGCGACACCAGCCUCAGCAGCGCCGCCGUUGCCCCCGCAUCCCGCGAGUUGCCGUUUGGCCUCGUCUUCUCCAGCUUCAUGUGCACCAUGCUGGUGGGCUCGGCCCUCUUUUCGCAUCUGCGCGCCGGGAGCGCCAGCAACUCGGAUAUCCUGCUCAGCAUCCUCGUCAUCGUUGGCGGCUGCCUGGGCAUCGUUGUCAAUGUGCGCGACGAGCGGGUGCUGUUUUUGCUGUUUUGCAUCAUAGAAGGCUGUAUCGGGGCUUACCUCCCCGCCAUGGCCAGUCUUAAAAGCCAGCUGGUCGACGAUGGCAUCCGCGGGCGGGUGUAUAGUGUACUCCGAGCGCCGCUCAACGUCUUUGUCGUUGUUGCGCAUUGCCUAGAUGAGGAAGCUAGUCACACCAUGCAGCAGCCUUCCGAUGACAAGGCGAUUAUCGUGUAA